AUGCUUAACGAAAACAAACAAAGCAGAGGAUUCGGUUUCGUCUGUUUCAAGACACCAGAAGCAGCUAACAAGGCAUUGACCGAAAUGAAUGGACACAUGAUCGGAUCUAAGCCACUCUAUGUCAACUUUGCUCAACCAAAGGAACUUCGUCGUUCUCAACUCGAAGCUCAAUACAACGCUAGAAAGCAACCUAUGGUACCACAAAUGAUGCCACCAUUCUUUAUUGCAAACGCUCCUGGAGCAUUCCCACCUGCAGGUCAAAUGCUCAAGCCACGUUGGCAACCAGCUGGUGGACGUGGUGGUGCAAAUAACCGUGGAGGAAUGACUCAAAGAGGUGGUGCUGUAAGAGGACGUGGAGCCACAACUGGUGCUGUCAAGAAUCAAGGAAACAGAACUGCAAACAACAACAUCAAGUACAAUAACAAUGCUCGUAAUCAACCACGAGAACAACCACAACAAAUUACACCAACUCAAGCUUCUUCACAGGUUCCACAAGGAUCAUCUGAUCAAUUGUCUGCUGAAUAUUUGGCAAACCUUUCCGAUCAAGAUCAAAAGCAAUUGUUGGGAGACAGACUUUUCCCACUCGUUCAUUUGCGAGAACCAAAGAAUGCUCCAAAGAUUACUGGUAUGCUCUUGGAUAUGGAAGUUUCUGAUAUUUUGCACUUGAUUGAAUCCACAGAUGCUCUCCAACAAAAGAUCAAGGAAGCUGUUAAAGUUUUGGAGGAACAUGGUCAAACUGACCAAUAA
Molecule: messenger RNA, 747 nt
Organism: Naegleria fowleri
Lineage: Eukaryota; Heterolobosea; Eutetramitea; Acrasida; Naegleriidae
Exons: 1
Coding region: 1-747 (248 amino acids)
Molecular function (GO): RNA binding
Source: RefSeq, a predicted model, not a curated record